Molecule: messenger RNA, 1002 nt
Organism: Verticillium nonalfalfae
Lineage: Eukaryota; Fungi; Ascomycota; Sordariomycetes; Glomerellales; Plectosphaerellaceae
Exons: 2
Coding region: 1-1002 (333 amino acids)
Biological process (GO): fatty acid elongation
Cellular component (GO): endoplasmic reticulum
Molecular function (GO): ketoreductase activity
Source: RefSeq, a predicted model, not a curated record
AUGCAAACCAUUCUGACAGAAUUCCUCGACAGGCUGCCGCCGUCGGCACUGACUGUGCUGGCGGGCAUUGGAGCUCUGUUUGUUGCGACCAAGGCCCUGUCUUACUUCCAGUUCCUCCUGAGCGUCUUCGUUCUCAGCGGCACCAGUCUUCGCAAGUAUGGCAAGCCCGGUAGCUGGGCCGUUGUCACCGGUGCCUCCGACGGCCUGGGCAAGGAGUUCGCUCUCCAGCUUGCCAGCAAGGGCUUCAACGUCGUCCUCGUCUCCCGAACCAAGUCCAAGCUUGAGGCCUUCGCCGCCGAGCUUGAGCAGAAGUAUCCCAAGGUCCAGUCUAAAAUUCUGGCCAUGGACUUUGCCCGUGACGAUAACGCCGAUUACGACGCCCUCGCCGCGACCGUUGCUGGUCUCGACGUCGCCAUCCUCAUCAACAACGUCGGCCAGAGCCACAGCAUCCCCGUCUCCUUUGUCGACACGACCCGUGAGGAGCUGCAGAGCAUCGUCACCAUCAACUGCCUGGGCACCCUGAAGACGACAUCCAUCAUCGCGCCUAUCAUGGUGCAGCGCAAGAAGGGCCUUAUCCUGACCAUGGGUUCCUUUGCCGGCUGGAUCCCCACCCCCUACCUCGCCACCUACUCCGGCAGCAAGGCCUUCCUCCAGCACUGGAACAGCUCCCUCGCCGAGGAGCUCAAGCCGUCCGGCGUCGAUACACAGCUCGUCCUCAGCUACCUCAUCACGACUGCCAUGAGCAAGGUCCGUCGCGCCAGCGCCCUGAUCCCCACGCCCAAGAACUUCGUCAAGGCCACGCUUGGUAAGAUCGGAUCAGGGAGCUACCAAAACUGGGCAUACACCUACACCCCCUGGUGGACGCACUCAAUCAUGGUCUGGGCUCUCGAGAGCACUCUCGGUACCGGAAACGCCCUGGGCAUCUGGUACAACGGAAAGAUGCACAAGGACAUUCGCAGGCGGGCGCUUCGCAAGGCCGAGCGCGAGGCCAAGAAGGCUUAA